Messenger RNA from Mytilinidion resinicola, 3497 nucleotides. RefSeq lists its product as uncharacterized. The transcript is spliced from 2 exons. Bases 27 to 3425 code for a protein of 1132 amino acids. The record is from RefSeq and is a predicted model, not a curated record. NCBI's taxonomy places the organism in Eukaryota, Fungi, Ascomycota, Dothideomycetes, Mytilinidiales, Mytilinidiaceae.
CGGAGACCCGCCAGACCAAGGGAACAAUGGAGGCUUUAGCAGCCCUCGGGCUGGCUGGCAACGUCGUCCAGUUCAUACAUUUCGCUUCUGGGCUUCUGUCUACGGGAUCAGAGGUCUAUAAAUCGGCUAGUGGUGCCUCCGAGAAGACCUUUGAGCUGGAGAAAAUCUACGAAAGAUUCCGCGAGCUUAGUUCAAGCCUAAGCAACCAUGACACCACUGAUGGUAGAGGACCAUCGCGAGGCCUUUUUGCCACCGCUCGCAUGCCUCAAUAUCUAUCAAUCCACAUAGACGCUUUAAAGGGUUUAGGAAAAGAGAGCAAGGAUCUAUGCGACCAGAUCUUAGAGACGCUUCGAAAAGUGAAGGUACAGGGCGGGCGGUGGCGACGCUUCCGAAGCUUUAUGGCAGCUUUGGAGGCAGCUUGGGACAGUCAAAAGAUCGCCGACUUGGAAUCCCGCCUGGAGCGGUUCCAGAAAAUGAUUUCGUUUCAUUUCUUUCCUAUAUUCAGCGAGCAACAGUCUACUGUCCUGAAGAUAGUGGCUACGCUUAAAGACGAGAGCUCAAUCUUGAGGGUCGAUCAACACUCCAAACUUGACGCCAUCUCGAAAACACUCCAGGAUUUGACAUCCAAAAUGAACGGAAUCAGUGAGCAGCUUUCGACGAACCCGUCCAAUCCCGUGCGUUCAACGCCCGCAGAAGCUUUCUCGUUAAAAGCUUGGGACGCCUUUCAGCAAAGCCCGUCUUCGGCAUUGACAUUGGAGCAACUUGACAUGUUGUCUACCGAACUAUCAAAACUUGAUCUUACAGAGAAAGAAAUUGCAGUUGUCGCAAGGGAGCAAGUCUUUCUUAGAAGCCUCCACUUUCCUUCACGUCCGGUGCGCCACGACAAUCUUCCUCCCGCCCACGAGAAGACGUUCCAAUGGAUGCUAGACCCGCCUGAAGUCUCAGAGGGAGAGCAUGACCAUCAAUACCCCCAAUGGCUGAAAAGCGGAAAUGGAAUAUUCUGGGUUUCCGGUAAACCCGGAUCCGGAAAAUCCACUCUGAUGAAGUUUCUCGCAGACCAUGAAACGACCAAAUCAUUGCUUGAAAAGUGGGCAGGCGGAGUGAAAUUGGUUAUUGCGGCGCAUUACUUCUGGAGCGCAGGCACACCAAUGCAGAAGUCUUACGAAGGCCUAUUCCAGACUCUGAUUUACGAUGUGUUGCGUGUCUGCCCGAUGCUCAUCCCUCAAGUGUGUCCGGCUCGCUGGGCAGAGACAAACCCAGUGAGGAAUGAUGAUCCUACUCAGUGGACCACAUCCGAGCUGCUUACAACGUUGAAAACACUUUCCAGCCAUUUAAGCCUGAAUAUCCGAUACUGUUUCUUUAUAGAUGGGAUUGACGAAUUCGACGGCGAUCAUCUCAAACUUUGCGACAUUCUCGAGGGUCUUUCUCAAUCACCAAACAUAAAACUGUGUAUCGCCAGCCGACCAUGGAACGUCUUUGUCGACGCAUUUGGCAAUCAUUUAUUGCAGAAAAUCUACAUGGAAGAUCUCACACGUGACGACAUUCGGAGGUAUACACGAAGUCGACUGACCGAGCACAAACGAUGGAAUCUCCCUCUUUUUAGGGCCGAUGACAAACAAUCUAUCAUCGAUGAUAUCAGUGACAAGGCCCAAGGCGUGUUCUUAUGGGUGUUUCUGGUCACGAAGUCUCUCCGAGACGGCCUAACAAACGGAGACUCGAUACAUGACCUGCGUAAAAGGCUAGACAGUCUGCCAGUCGAUCUCGAACGUUUUUUCAAACACAUACUAGAGGCGGUCGAUCCAAUCUACCACGAGAAGACAUCCGCUUUUCUAAGCAUAGCCGUUAAUGCCCGGCAGCCGCUUCAUUUUCUCUUCUACAGCAUGCACGAAUGCGAGCAUGAGGAUGAAGAUUAUGCUGUGAAGAUGCCCGUGUCUCAACUCUAUCAAGACCAGUUCAACGCUAUGCAAGACGAGUGUCGACGACGUGUGAACGCUAGAUGUGGAGGUCUAUUGAGCAUCAAAGUUGGUCACGUCGAAUUUCUUCAUCGAACGGUGCGAGACUUUUUGCUCACUCGUGAGAUGAGCAGCUAUAUCAGCGCGAAGACGAGGCCUGGGUUCUCGGCAAAUAUUUCAACACUCAAGGCUUCCCUGGCAGUCCUGAAAUGCAGUCCCGAGACAAUUUCCAGGAUCUCAGUAGCACCCGGCCUCUUGGAAGAAGCGAUGUAUUAUGCGAAUGAAGUGCUGGAAGAUUCUGAGGACGUUGGGUUUGAGCUGCUCGAGAGACUCGAACAUCUGUAUCUGCCGCCUGAAUGGGGUAUUCCGGACCUCCGAUUUCGGGAGGCACUGCUACGCGCUGGGGUCGAAAAGUACAUUGAAAGGAAGCUUGAGGAAACCUUGGAAUACUUUGAUAACUUAUCCGAGCUGCCAUUGGAUAUAGUUGUGAAACAGCCUAAGUGGACAGCAAGACAUGUGCGGACAAUCCGCCAUUUGCUAGAACAUGGACAGAAUCCCAACGCCUCGAAACCCCAAUCGUUUCCACAAGACACCUCGUGGUCGUCCUUCAUUCAGCGCUCAUGCAAAAACGAACACAACGAUAAAUUUCAGAUUGCUAUAGAAAUGGGGCUCUUUUCCUCGUUCCUGGACCACGGGGCUCAGAAAAGUGCUGCAUACAGGUCUUUCGUGCACGCUCUUUUCUUCUAUCCUCUAAAAACGCCUACCAUGUGCCUUGAGGUACUCGACCAACUUAUUGUCUCACCUAAGGAUGGAAUGAGGUAUGGGAUCAUGCUUACGGCCAACAGCACGGAUCGAAUGAGUUAUAGAAUUCUGCUCAAGGCCAUCGGCACAGAGCUUCAAGGCCUGGAAGAUCGGUCAAGAAGCUUGCAGAAGCUCAAAUUCAUGGCAACGAUUGUUGAGAGAGUCGUUAGGACGGGGGCAUCACUAGGUUUCUAUAUGGAAUAUCUCGUUCCUGACAUAACCAGAGCAUUUCCGGGCGCACUUGGACAACGCAUAUCGGAGCUUCUCAUGACAAAAGCUGAUGGCCAUGAACCUGGAAGUCGCAAAAGGAAGGCCAAUGACGACGUGGCGGAAAGUGAGACGAAGCGUUCUGGCCGGGACCUACCUCUCAACACUAUCGCGGGAAGCACAGCCGAGGACGCCAUCAACCUUGAUGAUGAAGAUGCAGUCCUUCUCAACACUACCGCAGGAAGCACGCCCAAGAACGCCAUUAACCUUGAUGAUAAAGAUGCAGUCGGCAUCUCCGUUGCUGAAGCUGCAAUGGCCCUCGGUGACUUACUCAAAAGAGAUGCCCAUAGCACCCCCGAGGACGCCAUCAACCUUGAAGAUGCAGAUGCAUCCGCUGUAGCAGCAGUAAUGCCCCUAGGUUACUUGCUCAAAAGAGAUGGCCAUCGGCGCAGUACCCGAUGGUAGCCAGCUCGCUCCGUGGGUGGCAAUGCAGAUCAAGACCGAACGGCAUUAUCUUCAGGUCUUCCAAUAUUCCAA